Messenger RNA from Puccinia triticina, 5106 nucleotides. RefSeq lists its product as uncharacterized. Gene Ontology annotation, biological process: amino acid activation for nonribosomal peptide biosynthetic process; secondary metabolite biosynthetic process. Gene Ontology annotation, cellular component: cytoplasm. Bases 1 to 5106 code for a protein of 1701 amino acids. Gene Ontology annotation, molecular function: phosphopantetheine binding; catalytic activity. The record is from RefSeq and is a predicted model, not a curated record. NCBI's taxonomy places the organism in Eukaryota, Fungi, Basidiomycota, Pucciniomycetes, Pucciniales, Pucciniaceae. The transcript is spliced from 4 exons.
AUGGACUUCUCCGACGCCGAACGGCACUCUCCAGUCUAUUCCUCAAGCACGGCUCGUCCGCAUUCGAGCCCAGUGGAGCGUCUCCAAGCUUCCCAUCCCCUACUCCAAGAUCCCAUCGGCCAGGCCUGGGAUGAGAAAAUGAACGGUGUAGAGAACUAUCCCGAUGAGCCAGAAAUCCAAGAGGGAAAUGGCUACGCCAUCCAAUCCAUCCGGCCGCCGAACAAAUUAGCCGACGCUGAGAGCAUCAUCUCCUUCAGGGCCGUGUUGAUACUCGCCAGCCUGGCUUCCUUGAAGUUCCACCAGCUGUCUGUCUUUAGCACCACCGGCGGACUCAAGCCCAGGGACCGGGCUCUCUGCGUCGGGACGGCAGAUCACGGAGGCUCUUUCACAAUCGUCACCCUCACUCUUGACCAGCUGGAACUGCAACCCAUCGAAACCCUCAUCAACCUGAUCGCCUCCCAACUCCAAAAACUAGAACCAAGUACUCAGCUUCAGAACACGCCGGAAGCGGCCCUAUUGAUAGAUUUCUCUAGAUCGGAUGAUUGCCCAGGAGCCACCACCAAGUCGCGGGAUGAUGAAGAAUUGACCCGAGGAGCUCAGUUUCACUUGGUCCUCCAAGUGGUGGAUGAUAGACAUCUCAAGCUGGCGAGCCGUCGGAACCCAUCCGGAAAGAUUCAUCCAAACCUCGCCAACUGGUUCCUGCUUCAUACCGGCAAUUUCCUCGAUCAAAUAAGCAAGUUAUUAUCUACCCCAGACAAUGGUUCUCCCGCCCAGUACACCAAGGCUCACACGGCACGUCUAUGUUCCCUUCCAUUGAAGAUCUCAGAAGACGAAAGACAAAUCAUCUUGAAGCUCUCCAGGCCGGCCCUGACCGCCGCCGAAAUCAAUGCGAGCCGGCCGCCGUUCGUCCAGCACUUCCUGGGCUCGAAAUCCCUAGUUGAACUGGUGCUGAGAUCGGCGCAGAUCAAUGAGACACUGGUUGCGCUCCAUUGGUUCGAAAGAGCCAAUUCUUCUAGUCUAUCCUCCGCCGGUCCUGGCCGUGGGGAUCAAAACGAGAACUUGGAAAUCAAUCUAACUUUCAAGCAGUUUGCUCAUUAUUCGUACCUGUUAUCCGAACAUCUCCUAAAAAUUCUGCGAGAACUUCAACCAGACGAGGAGCCAGCAUCUGAGAAUCCAACAAUUUGUCUGUUGAUGAGCAAAAACCCGUGGCUGGUCUUGAUCAUGUUUGCCGUUUCAUUGACUGGUUCGGGCUAUCUGAAUCUGGAAUUAUCCACCCCAAAAAACAGGUUGAAAAAAAUCUUAGCAAACUCGAAGGUUUCUUUACUGCUGACGUUUGAGAGCUAUGAUAAUCACCAGUUCAAUCAGAAUAGAUACUCUCAGAAAGACAAGACUUUACGGGAGCAAUUGAAUUUUGAGAAUAUAUUAGACCUAUCGACUUACUGUCACGAUCUUCAAAGCCGAUUCGGAUUAUGCGGGAAACCGACAAAAGACCAGACACGCGAAUUCACAACAAAACGUCCCCUAGAAAUUUUAGAGAUGUACGAAUCAAGGAUGAGAGAGAUGGAAGAAAGAACACCAAUGGCCGGCGGUGGAAAACAGAUCGCGUAUAUCGUCUACACCUCCGGCACCACCGGCGAACCUAAACCCAUCAAGAUCUCCAACUCGAAUCUGCUCCACUUUUUGUUCAACUACGCUUUGAGGUUUCAGCGCAAAAAUGACGGCCUGACUCGCGUCUUACAAUUCGCUUCGUACGCGUUUGACGUUUCGGUUAUUUCUAUUUGGGAUACAUUGGCUCAUGGAUCAACGAUCUGUAUGACAUCAGAGGAGAAUCUGAAAACAGACCUGAUCGGCACGAUGAUUAGUUUAAGAUGUACGGCGGUAGACUUGACGCCGACGGUCCUCAACAUUUUACUCGAAGAUGAGCUCUUCAAAUCCACGGAGAAUUUAACGCGAGCAAGGGUAGCUGAGCAGUGGGCAGCGCGGGGGCUUUACUUAAACCACCUCAAUACGGGCGCCGAGCCCGUCUCAGCUGACUUACGGCGACAAUUCCUCUCCAGAGGCGUCAGUGUGUGCGUUGAUUACGGGCCGAGUGAAACGACGGUGGGCGUCAUAAGCUCAUUGACCCUUGAGUACAGUCCGGAGCUACCCCUUGACGAUAUCGGACGGCCGACUGGGCUGAAUGAGAUCUACAUCCUUGAGCCUCAUCUAGACAAAUUGGUUCCCUUGGGUGGGGUCGGUGAGAUUUGCGUGGGUGGCGGCCAGGUAGCUGGGGGGUAUGCGGACAACGGACUAACGCGUGAGAAAUUCGUCGAGGUCAAAUUAGACGGGCCCGAGCCCAUCCGAGUCUAUCGGACCGGCGAUCUCGGCAAGUUCCUGCCGAGCGGAUCCGAAGGAUACGGUAGUAUCUGCUGUCUCGGACGUAUCGAUAGCCAAGUGAAAAUCUCUGGUGUGCGGGUCGAGCUCGGAGAGGUCGAGCAACGGUUAAACCAGCUCGCAAUCCGGCUGCCCUCCUUGCAUGGUCAUCGUCUGCGGACCGUUAUUUCCAAGUGGAAUGGCGACAACACGCGCACGGCGGGGCUAGUCUGCUUCGUUGAGCUCAACCCCCAGCUCUGCAAAUCGCUCCGCCAGCAGGGGAUAUCGCUCACACCUCCCGUCGUCGGUUCAGAGGCCCAGGUGUUGAGCCUGAGUGAACACGAGGAAUGGUUCGACAGCUUGGUCCGAGACAUCAAGGGGGCUGUCCGGGACGACCUUUCGCAUUGCAUGAUCCCUCGAUACUGGCUUCCAAUCAAUCGGAUCCCUGUUAAUUAUGCCGGCAAGGUUGACCGGAGAAUCUUGACUACUUUUCUGGAGAAGCACUUCUGCAGCAAGCUCCCAGAGCUACCACCCGCAGCCGCUCAGGGAGUAGGACCGCUUGGAAGGUUCGAACAGAUCGCCUCCGAGGCUUGGAGUGUUGGAUUAGGCAACCUAGGCGCGGCCAGUCGGUUCCAAGAUACAGACAAUUUCGUCAAACUGGGGGGGGACUCAAUUGGAAUGAUGCGAGCGAUUGGAAUCGUUAGAAAGAACAAGAUCGGUGUCCAUUUUUCGACUCUAGCUCGUGCCGACAAUUUCUUGUAUUUCGUCAAGAUCCUCCAAGAACAUGAGCCAGAAUUGAGCAGUGUUGAGCCAAGGGCAAGUAGUUACGCGCCAUUUGAUCUACUGACGCGUGCAGAAAAAGAGACUGUUUUAGAUCACCUGGCCCAAGUCCAUUCAAUCACAGCGGAUGAGGUCGAGGACUGUUAUCCCACCUCGCCCACCCAAGCUGGAAUCAUCAGUGCAAGCCUGGAAGACGAGUACAAGCACGAUGAGGAGAAAGUCGGGAUCUAUUUCUCGCAAGCAGUUUAUCGCAUAAACCCAUCCUUCUCUAGCGAAUCAAUCGCUCGGAAUAUGCUCCAACUUGUCUCGAAUCAUCCUGCGCUGAGGACGAUAUUUGUUUGGCCAGAAUCGCUGGCUGAUAUCUAUCAAGUUGUGUUGGAUUAUUCCAGUGCAAGAAGUGCUAAGAAUGUCGAAAUUCUAAGAUUAGCGAAAGAAGAAGACUAUUGCUCGGAAUUGGAGACUUACUUGAAUGAAGACAGAGAUCGAAGGAAGUUUGGGUGGGGUAGGCUCAGUGUAUCGAUGAGGAUUUUUGAAUGCGAGGACAGCAAACAGAGGAGGCUGGUCUGGUCCUUGCAUCAUGCUCUCAGCGACGGGUGGACGUUAGAAAUAUUGAUGAGAGAACUGGGUGAAUUGUGUCGACGAGAAGCAUGCCAGUCGAGCUCGAUUGAUGUGUCCCCGCCGAGGACUGAAGUUAGGUAUAGUGCGUUUGUCGAGGCUUGGAAGACGCGCUCAGAGGUUCAUCAACGCGAGAUUCAUCAGUUCUGGAAAGUCUACCUGGAAGGAGUCCAAAGAAACUCCGCUGGUUCAGCUUUUACGACGACUCAGCACAAAUCUACCCGAUGGCUUGGUCGGCAGAAGCUAGAAGAGCUCAAGUUGCUCCAUGGAAUCACGCCUGCGAUAGCCAUCCGGCUGUCGAUUGCGAUUGGUUUGUUCAAUUCAGGCUUGGCUGGACCAGAUGUAGUUUUCGGGAUGGUAAGAAGUGGCAGGGAGGUUGACUUGGAUGGAGGCCGGCUGGCAGAAGACGUGGUCGGAUGUUGCGUGUCAGUCCUGCCGAUCCGAACGAGGCUAUGGGACGACCGGUUCAGGGCCAUGAGCCUGCUGGAAGCGCUGGCCCAUGAGAAGGAAGUGGAGGCGGAGAUGGGCAAGCAUCAGAUGAUAUCCAUCGGCGAGCUGGGCCGGUUGGUUGUGGGACAUGGGGAAUGGCUCGACACGUUGGUGACCAUCCAGAGUUGGGACUCGGCUGAGCACCAGAGACCGAUCAAGCAGCCGCCGGAGCUGAUCAGGAUGCCGACGAGGUUCAAGCUGAGCAUCGAGGUGAGCCUGGAGGAGGACAGGGAUGCGGUCGCCAUCGACCUCUUCUACGACAACCGAUCGUUCGGCAAGAGCUUCCCGGGCAGUGGACGGGCCGGCCACUCGGCCGACGCGCUGGCCGGGACCCUUUUGGCCGACUUGGUCGCCAGCCUCAACCUAACCCUCUCUGAUUCCUAUCAUCAUCAGCCCAUACAGUCGAUCCUCAAUCCAUCCCUGUCCACCGAACCACUGUGCUCCACUCGAGGCCAGCUGAAAGAUGAUUAUCAGAGCCUAACCAAUAGCAAAACUCUGGCCGACGAGCAACAAAUCCAGUCAGCAGAUGGCAAUCAAAUCAGUCAUGACCAAGAGACUCGCAAAGUCGCCAAGAUGAGAGAAAUUUGGAUGGAUAUCUUGGGUUUAACCACGCACAAUCCACCUGGAUUCAAUCAGUCUUUCGAGAAUCUGGGUGGCGAUUCAAUCUCGAUGAUGCGGUUGAUCAAGAGAAUCAAGGACGAGUUUUACCAGGACGCAGAUCCGGAGAGUACGAGGGCUUCUAUCGACGCUAUUACUCCUUGUUGCACCCAAGAUGGCAGCCAUCCGACGGCAACCCAAAGCAAGAUCAGAACUCUCUUUCGGGAGAUCAAGAACGGGAUCAAAUUCAUCGACCUGGUCCACUUAGUAUGA